GGGCGGUGGAAGGAGGUCGAAGUGCUGGAGUUGCAAGUGAUGGAGACGUUCAAGAAGGUGCUUAGGGAGGACCAUCUGUCUAACACGCCAGCCAGCAAAGCCACCUGGCGUCGACGGCGGUGGAAGGAGGCCAAAGAGCUGUUUGUGCAAGUGAUGGAGACAAGUGCGAGGGUGCUUAGGGAGGAGCAUCUAGACACGCUAACCAGCAUAGCCAACUCAGCUAGAGUCAACGUACAGGAAUUAAGGGCGGUGGAAGGAAGCUAA
Lindgomyces ingoldianus is the source of this 264-nucleotide messenger RNA. RefSeq lists its product as uncharacterized. Gene Ontology annotation, molecular function: protein binding. The annotation marks the transcript as partial. The transcript is spliced from 2 exons. The record is from RefSeq and is a predicted model, not a curated record. NCBI's taxonomy places the organism in Eukaryota, Fungi, Ascomycota, Dothideomycetes, Pleosporales, Lindgomycetaceae.